Messenger RNA from Ostertagia ostertagi, 228 nucleotides. The record is from the annotation of a GenBank genome assembly. NCBI's taxonomy places the organism in Eukaryota, Metazoa, Nematoda, Chromadorea, Rhabditida, Trichostrongylidae.
AUGAGCCUAUUUUCGACGAUACGCGGCAAGAAAGGGGUGACUGGUAUUGGUUCAGCGGCUGUCGGUCCGAUAGCGAGUAAAACCAAAAAGUUGGUAAUACAGGAAUGGCCGAGAAUGCUUGAACAUCAACCAAAUCUCUUUGGUAUUGUUUGGAGCGCUUCGGCUACUCGCAGCAACUCCAUAAAGAAGACUUUCGGCAUUGGCGCCAAUGAAAAUCCGGAAGACAAC